AUGAAAAACAAGGGCUCACUUGAAGAUGCUGUGCAAGGCAAAGGAGUUCAUAUCGACAGCGACAAUCGCAUAUGCUGGGAUGAUGAUGCGGACCAACAUCCCCGGAACUGGAGCUUCGGAACCAAGACAUAUACUGCGGCUCUUAUAUGCUGGUUGGAGAUGUACAUGACGGCAAUCAGCUCCUCUGGGACGGCUACUGCAGACUCAGCACGAGAGGAGUAUGGUGUCAGCAGAACGAUGGCUUAUUUCGUCUUCGUCACCAUAUACUUGCUGGGUCAAACCAUAGGUAGCAUAUUCUGCUCACCCAUCUCAGAGGUAUUCGGACGACGAACCAUAUAUAUCCUUGCAGCAGCACUUUUCUGCAUCUCUUCAGCUAUAGUGGCCGCGGUGCCGUCAAUAAUCGGCGUUUACUUUGGUCGAUUCUUCCAGGGCGUGGCUGCGGCGAUCCCUGCAACUGUCGCUUUUGGCAACUUUGACGACAUGUACAACGCUGAGCAUAGGAUCUGGGUCGUCUACAUCUAUACCAUCCUUGGUAUGCUGGGGCUGGCAUUAGGCCCUAUUUACUCUACAUACAUCACCUCGAGCAUAGGCUGGCGCUGGGUAUACUACAUCUCUACAAUCGUCAUGGGUGCCACAGCUUUUGCAUGCAUCUUCACGAAGGAGUCAAAUGCAAACCAAUUACUCGACAAGAUUGUCAAAGAAGUACGGGAAGAGACUGGAAUCGAAGAUAUCAAGUCUAGCAAUGAAGACGGAGAAAAGUUUACACUGUCCAGCUUUGUGCAGAACGCUCUCUUCCGACCCUUGCAGUUCCUUGUCAUGGAUCCCCUGGUCUUCUUCUGCGCCGUACUAUGCGCUAUCGCAUUCGGUCUCAUCUACGGCUUGACAGAAUCAUUGACCAUCGUCUACACCGCGCCACCAUUCAACUUUUCGCAGAACAGCUCCUGUCUCGCAUUCCUCGCCAUUGCAAUUGGCGAGGUGCUCAAUAUCCUUCCCCGGAUAUACGACGCUCAAAUAUACAAGAAGUACCGCAGAACCCACAGGCGCAUCCUCCCCGAGAGCAAAAUCGCCUCGUUCGCCAUCGCAGCUCCAUCUCUUGCUAUCGGUCUAUGGCUCUUCGCCUGGACGAUUCCACCGCGGGUCACGAAUGUUCCAUGGCCUGUCAGCAUGAUUGGUCUGGUGAUGAUCGGAUUCAGUGCCAAUGAUUUUAGUUACGUGCUUUUUGGAUACGCCACUGACAGCUACGGUGAAUGUGCUGCCAGUGCUGUCAGUGCCAUCAGCUUGACGCGCACACUGACAGCAGCGGUGUUUCCUCUCUUCACUCACCAGAUGUAUACGGGGUUGGGUAGCAAUGUUGCAACGAGCAUCUUGGCCGCGGUGGCGAGUCUGUUUGCGUUCACGCCAUUCUUAUUCUUGAGGUGUGGAUCAAGAUUGAGACAUCGAAGCAAGUUUGCGGCGGAUGAUGAGCAGGCUCUGGAGCAGGAGAACCUUCACAUGAAGGAUAAGGACUAA
Molecule: messenger RNA, 1509 nt
Organism: Fusarium subglutinans
Lineage: Eukaryota; Fungi; Ascomycota; Sordariomycetes; Hypocreales; Nectriaceae
Product: multidrug resistant protein
Exons: 4
Coding region: 1-1509 (502 amino acids)
Biological process (GO): transmembrane transport
Molecular function (GO): transmembrane transporter activity
Source: RefSeq, a predicted model, not a curated record